Molecule: messenger RNA, 1901 nt
Organism: Xiphophorus couchianus (Monterrey platyfish)
Lineage: Eukaryota; Metazoa; Chordata; Actinopteri; Cyprinodontiformes; Poeciliidae
Exons: 13
Coding region: 272-1204 (310 amino acids)
Source: RefSeq, a predicted model, not a curated record
UCAAAGGUUAUGAACAGCUUAAGUCUGCCUUCACCAUGACGGGAUGCCUGGUUUUUAUCAUUCUUUUGGGUUCUUUUCGUGAGGUGCAAGUCAAACAAGCUCUUCCUCAGGCUAAACUAACAGUGGAUUCAUCAAUAAUCACAGAAACAGAUUCAGUCACAUUAAGCUGUCAGGCUCCAGCUAAUUUUUCUGUGCAUCAGUGUUAUUUCUAUGUGAAUGGAGGAACUCUGACACCUUUCUCCUGACGUUUACGGGAACUGAGCUGCUGUUGAUGGCAAAGCAAAGUUCAUCCUCAGUGGCUGAAGUGAGAUGUUUUUAUAUUGUAAAUUAUGGGGAUAGAAAUUCUCCAUCUCCUGACAGCGAUAUGGCCCGUAUUACUAUACGUCUAAAACCACAGCUGAAUGUGCACUAUGUUAAAGGUAUGUACGCUCUCUUCCUUUGUUCUCUGCCUGAAUCCGUGAAAAACGCUACAUGUAACCUGUACUUUGGAGAAUCAAGUCAUCCAACUGCAACAACAACAACGUGGAAGACGAAGAGCUCAGAAACCAGUCAGCGGUUCUGUCGGACUGUGAUUGAAGAAAAUGAAUUACUUUGGCGUCUACGUUUGGUUCAGCAGAAGGAAGUCAGCUGUGAUUAUAGUUUGAAAGGUGACAGGAAAACUUUGUCACCUCGUAGUGAUCCAUACAGCUUCAGUGGAAAAGUAACAGAGAUCAGGACAAUACCAACAAGAUCCACAAGGACCGCAGGCUCAGUGGACUCAGUGUUUCCCACCAAUGUGUCUUCAAGUGUCACUUCUAAUUAUAAAGUGGCAGACAUUACAGAAAAAGCAGGAAGUCACAAACCUAAGGGCAAAAAUAUAGACAUGAAGACUUUAAUUAUCACGACAGCUGUGGCUGGAGUGAUUGUGAUCUUCAUCUUGAUGGCAGCAGCGUGUUUCAGAGCCAAAAGGAGGACUGAAAAGGGAUCACACAAGAGAAAACAAACCAACAUUACAGAUCAGUCUGUACAGAUGAUUGAUGACACAGAGAUGUUACAUAGUGAUGCCGUCUACAGCAUUAUCACAUCUGUACCUGCUGCUGACUCAUCUACAGAUUCUGGAAAAUCCGCCGUUGAAGAUUCUUCAGCUGAAGACUCUGACGUCGACAGCCUGUACUACACCAUCCCUGAUUUACCUCCUCCAUCAUCUACGGGUGACAGGGUGUAGAGCGGUGGGCUCCAGCCCCAAAGGGCCGGAGUUAUGCAACUUUUAGACGUAUCUCUCUGCUUCGUUACACCUGGCUCCAAUAUUAGCUCAUCAGCAGAGCUCUGUGGAGCUUGACUGCAUGUUAGUGAGGAAGUUUUGCCUUUUAAUUCAAACGUGUCGGACAGAGGACACAUCUAAAGGUUAUCUGGCCCUUAAGUCCACUCAUGUAGAAACCCCUGCAGAAGCAAUGAAAUACAGAUGUUUUGUGAAGAAGAAACAAUAAAGUUUGAAGAUAAUUAGCUGUACUGUACCACACCACUUAACGUGUGUCGUAGUUAGCUCUGAGGUGUCAUUCUGUGAAAGGAUUUUUGAGAAAAAGGACCAUGCUGCUCCCCACAAGAUGCCGCCCUGGGCAGUUGCCCAUGUCGUCCAUAUCAGAAAUUGCCCAACCUAUUUAUUUCAGAGACUUCUCAUGCUCACAGUUCAUGAGGGAAACUUGCCUUUCUGUCUCUUUGUAGAGCACCUUGGUCAGGAUAAGUUGUUUUUAAUGUGCUUGAUAAAUGCAUUUUAUUUAGUUUUGACCUCUGUCUGAGGGGUUUUAUGAGCAAAUAGACUCUUGCCGUCUGUCUAUUUAGAAUAUUUUAACUUUCCUGUACUAUACUAGGCAGAUUUUUUAACUGGAAAUUUAGGCUAUCAUUAAAUCUUGUUCUAUUUGUUU